AUGGCAAAGCAGGUUGGUGAGUCGAGCGGAUCGCCCGCAAAGAGGGCCAAAGUUGAUCCAAAGGCAACUGCCCUGGCUGGCUUGAGUCGUUUGAAUGAAGCGGAGAAGACGUCGAUUCUGGAGCGACUCAUCAAAGAUGCUAGACUGAGCGCCACCAAAGUUGUGUCUGAGGAGUUAGAGAAGCGGGACGCCGCACCCAUCAACGUGCAGAGCCUGCUGCAGAGUUUCGGCAGCCGUGCUUUCCGUGCUUUUCACCAGCUCGAUCGACUCCGACCUUCGCAGCAGUACGAGCAGAGCCACCGAGUGACGGGAGACAUCGAUAAGCUCAUUCAGGAAGCGGGUGGUUUGAAAGCUGCGCAUGCCAUCAUGGCCCUUGCGCGGGUAGCUGAUGUCAUGAGCGACGCCAGUGACACGGGACAAGUUUUCCAUGACACAGUGGCUUCAUGUGGUGGCGUGCCAUAUUUCCUGUCCGCAGCGUUGCGACAACACCUGAACAAGCUGAGUGCAGCUGAUUGGUCAAGCUUGAAGCCGGCGUAUGAACAGUUGUCGGGAGUGCAAAGCUGCUUGCAGGACUAUGCGAUUGAGGACUUCGAUGAUGUCGUCAGCGAGAUGGCGAAGCACUGCAAGGAAAGCUGA
This is a messenger RNA of Symbiodinium natans, 636 nucleotides long. The record is from the annotation of a GenBank genome assembly. NCBI's taxonomy places the organism in Eukaryota, Dinophyceae, Suessiales, Symbiodiniaceae.